This is a messenger RNA of Argiope bruennichi, 799 nucleotides long. RefSeq names its product multiple coagulation factor deficiency protein 2 homolog. The transcript has a single exon. The record is from RefSeq and is a predicted model, not a curated record. NCBI's taxonomy places the organism in Eukaryota, Metazoa, Arthropoda, Arachnida, Araneae, Araneidae. The coding region runs from base 76 to 546 and encodes 156 amino acids. Gene Ontology annotation, molecular function: calcium ion binding.
UCGACGUGCUCUUUUAACAGUAUUUGUUUCAUUUUAGCUUGUUUUGGGUAACUGCUUCGAUUUUAACGUUCAAUCAUGUACGCCAACAUUUGUAUAUCUGUCGUCGCUUUUAUGGCAUUUUUGGGAUAUGCGUGCUCUCAUGAGACCACGCACCACCACCAUAGUCAUGAUCACCACGAACCCCAGCUGAUGACGGCCCGUUCGCACGUAGACGAGCGCCAACAUAUAGGGCAACAUAUGGAUGGCGAGGUGGACGUCAACCAGAUGGCCGAAGACGAACUGAGAUUCCUCUACUUCAAGAUGCACGACAGCGACAAUAACAACAAGCUGGACGGAUGCGAGCUGGUCAAGUCCCUCCUCCACUGGCACGUCGAGGAGUGCAAGGCCAUGGGACCGGAUCACGAGCACCACGGCACGACCAAGAUCUUCGGACACGAAGAACUAGCCUUCAUGAUUGACCCCAUCCUUUCUUCGGAUGAUAGGAACAUGGACGGUUUUAUAGACUACCCAGAGUUCGUCGCAGCACAAAUCUCCAGAGGCUUUUAACAAGAAUCCUGAAAACUGACUGGUAAGAAUUUCUUACUCCAUGACUUUACUCGCAAGCUUUUCAAGUAACACUAAAGUGUUAUGAAUGCUCGCGAAAUGCCUCUGUGAACGCACCUUGUGACACGGCAAUCUUCUUGAAUUGCGUCAAAUAUAUUUUAUUGUGUACUGUCUUUCAGUGCUGCUAUUACUCGUAACGAUGUUGAACAUCGAAUUUGUAUGGGUAUUAAAUAAAUAUUUUUAGCUUUUUUCAUAA